Molecule: messenger RNA, 2739 nt
Organism: Clarias gariepinus (North African catfish)
Lineage: Eukaryota; Metazoa; Chordata; Actinopteri; Siluriformes; Clariidae
Gene: rab5ab
Product: RAB5A, member RAS oncogene family, b
Exons: 6
Coding region: 222-875 (217 amino acids)
Molecular function (GO): GTPase activity; GTP binding
Source: RefSeq, a predicted model, not a curated record
CAUCCGAGCUGUCAGGCAGAUCUGCGGGGGAAGUUGCGCAAAAAAAAGGAAAAAGAAAGAAACGAGGAAGGAAUUUUACACUUGUUUUCUGUUUCUCGCUAUAACGUGAUCCUGAAGCGCCGGUGAAACACACUCCUGCUGUUUGGGUUUAGAAACCAGGUACUUCAUGCGAGUUAAAGAGCUCCAACUCAAGUCCAUAACAGGUGACUGGUGACUGGGUCAUGGCAGGAAGAGGCGGUGCUACAAGACCUAAUGGGCCGAAUGCAGCCAGCAACAAAAUCUGUCAGUUCAAACUGGUGCUGCUGGGCGAGUCUGCAGUCGGCAAGUCCAGCCUGGUGCUGCGCUUCGUCAAAGGCCAGUUCCAUGAGUUUCAGGAGAGCACGAUAGGAGCUGCAUUCCUGACUCAGACGGUAUGUUUGGACGACACGACAGUGAAGUUCGAGAUCUGGGACACAGCCGGUCAGGAGCGCUACCACAGUUUGGCUCCGAUGUAUUACAGAGGGGCGCAGGCAGCCAUCGUGGUGUACGACAUCACAAAUGAAGAAUCAUUUGCACGUGCAAAGAAUUGGGUUAAAGAGCUUCAGCGGCAAGCCAGUCCUAAUAUUGUAAUAGCUCUGGCUGGAAACAAAGCAGAUCUUGCCAACAAGAGAGCACUGGACUUUGAGGAUGCACAGUCUUACGCAGAUGACAACAGUUUGCUUUUCAUGGAAACGUCAGCAAAGACGUCAAUGAACGUGAACGAGAUUUUUAUGGCCAUCGCGAAGAAACUCCCCAAGAACGAGCCACAGGCGGCCGGAACGAACGCAGGACGAAAUCGAGGCGUGGACCUGGCAGAGACAGCGCAGCCUGCCAAAGGGCCAUGCUGCAGCAACUAACCACCAAACUCACACAUUCUCACCUCCCAACUAACUCUGCAUCACUUCUGGACAUGGGGCGCAUCCUUCCAAACCUCGCUCCCUGUAACUGCUAAAGACUCUGUAUAGCUCUGUUUCUAAUACUUUUUGUUUUUCCUUUUUUUUUUUUUUUAAAGCAAAUAUAAGUACUUCAGUAUAAUGGAUGCAUGUAUCACUACAAAGCCUAAAUACACAUUUUUAACUUAACACAGGGGGACAGUUAAUUAGGUCGAAUGAGAAAGAAAGAUUGUGAGCUUAAUCGUGCGUGUGUGCGUGCGUGCGUGCGUGCGUGUGGUUAUAGUGUAGUAUUAAGGAUGUGGAAGCACAGUAGCAUGUCCUGGCUGGGUUUGGUGGCUGUUGGAUGCUUGUAUUUGCAGCUGAGUUGAGCUGUACGUGCAACUUUCAGUGUGUUUGGGUGCCAUAGUGGGGGAAAUAAAGAAAUCAAUCAACUGUGGAGGUCUGACCAGUCGGAAACAAAUGAUCACCGUAAUACAUGUGAAUGGUGAAAAGAAGCUGAUGUAUUUUGCAUGUUUUGACUGUCGAUCUGGUAAAAAAAAAAAAAAAAAAACUUUCCAUCUUAAAAAAAAAAAAAAAAGAACUCGAUAACUAGUAAAGCAUCCAAGAGUUUGUGAAUCUACCUACUUGUAAUAUAGACUCUUUUUUUUUUUUUGGUGUCUAAGCAAAGUUUGUCAAUGGGAAGUUAAUUCCCAAACAUCUUUGCUGACUUUUAGUUAAAAUUCAGCUCAGAUAUAUAUAAAAAAAAAAAUGUAAAAUGAAGGUAAAAUCAAACCUCUGCUUGUCCAAGCAAUUUGUUGUGUAGAGAAUGAUGAUCAUUCUACUUAAGCGCUCAUGGAUGAGUCUAAGAAUCCACUUCCACCUUGUCUCUUCUUUGAAACGAUUAAAGUAUUUGUGGCUGACGGCAGCCUCAGUGAAUCUGUUACUGUUGUGUAUGGGCAGCCCAGUCUGAUCUCAUCGUCGGACCUGAUUCGAUGAACAAAUGGGGUAGCGAUUGCGUUCUAUCCUCCUGUGUGGACUACUGUUGAUGGAGUUGGUGUUACUUCCGUUAACACUAAAGAACAGUAGUGAAAGCCUCCGUUCCCUCAGUCUCUCUUUCAGUACACGUCACAAAUGAUUCUUCAUAGCGCAUGGCUGACGUGCAUUAUUGUGAUGCAGUUUAGUACAGCUACAAAAACACAAGCUUUGAAGACUCUUUAAUGAUUUAUCUUUGGAAUAUAUUCUGGUCAAUGAAGGCAUUAGUGCCCAGUAGUAGAAAAAUUUCGACGUCAAGGUAGAAACCCGGUAUAUCUUGCUAUCUCCAUUUUAAAUACUACUAUAUGAACUGUUUGCCAUGAUGGACCGUAUGUAUGCACUUUUUUUUUUGUACAGUUCCCUUUACGUAAUAGUUUUCUUUUCACAAAUUGGCCAAAUAAUAAUGUCUUGAUGGUUGUCUUAUUUUUCCUUGUAUGUAGUGUUAUUAACAAAUCAACUUUACAUUUAACCCAUGGUCUGUCUAGUGCUUCUUUUGAGAUGCUAAAUGUUUUUUUUUUUUUUUUUUCUAUUGAAAUACUAUCAAGUUGCACAAAGUAUAAGUUGUAUUUUUAAAUAAGUCAUUAUGAGAUGAUGCCUACCUGGUGUCUCUGCAGUGUGAUCGAGCUGAAAUGGACCACAGUGGGCUUGAUUAGCAGCGCUGCUAAAUUGCCGCAGGUAGCUGAGGUAAUAUAUAUUGGCAGCCAGUUGAGAGCCGAAAACGAUUGAGUGAUGUAACAGCAUUAACACUGAGGGACUGACUGUUUUUUUUAAAUGUCCAGGUACUAGUUAAUAUUUCCAAUAAAGGGGGUGAAUUGUA